GUUUUCCAGCUAUCCAGACAUGCAAUGGGCGCCGUGACAGAGUUCUCAGAACGCAUACCUUCGCUGCAAAGAAUUCUUGCACUUGACAAAACCCUGCCGCAGUUCGACGAUCAGCUUAAUGAAGUUUGCAGUAUCCUGAAAAUUAACAGCUUGCUGCUAGAGCCAAAAGAGCAUCUGAACAGGCAAAAAUAUGGUCAAUCUUGCGUGCUCCCGCAUACAGGCUUGAUCCUGCGUUGGUUACUAGACAAGCUCCACUCAUCGUUGCCCGUGGGACGAGAUGCUCGAAAGAAUCCAAGAUCUUGGACUAUACUUGGCUGUUUGCUAUCUUCCAAAGCAAUCACGGAGGUUUCAUCUCUCCAAAAGCUUACUAGCUUCCUUGAGAUAUUCCAGAGAGCACUACAAGAGUCGUUCACAGACUGCCACAUUCAGAAUGCCGAAGUGCCAAUACAAAGUUUCUCUGGCGGUAAAAAACGCAAGCGAGGGGGCAUAGUGGUUAAAGAUCGUUCACCAGAGCUACAAUUACGGGAUGUAAGCGAGACUUGCUUAUCUCUAUUCAACGCCAUGCGGAGCACUUUAACAACGGUCAUCUCUAUCUCCAUAGCUGGUAUGACUGGUGCGACCGGCGCUUGUGUACAUAUGCAAAAAGUCUUGACUGCUAGUAGCAGUAGAGCGGCUGAUCUAUUGAGACUUUGGUGCUUAGCUCUCGAAUCCUUACCGACUGCUCGGGAAGAUUGGAUUCUUGUUCACGAUUUGCAGCGACAUGGCCCAGUGUCUUCACCAUUGUCGCCAAUGAUCGAUGUCUGGACACUGAGCGAAAGAUCAAACCCGAAAGAUGAUGCGAUAUUAGCAUUCGCCAGAACCUCGCUCGUACCUGUUCUCAAUCUCCUGCAAAAUCUUAGUCCCGGAGAACUCAGAUCUACAACAGUCGUUGCUCGUAGGGAGCUAGAGAGCUUAGUGGCAUCGCAAAUUAUCUUGCCAGCACGGGAUAUUCAGUUAUGUCAAGGCUUGGAGGCCUGUUCGACAAGACUUGACUCCUGGUUUGAACCUCUAACGCAACUACAAUCAGAUUUGACAGGGUCUCAUACACAAUCUUCACAUAGAGACAUUAUGCAGGAAAGUGCUUUACAACUUGUUCCACUGCUGUGGUCUGUCGCACUCAGAACGACGCUCCGGGUUGAUCAGAGGAAGAAGACGAUCGAAGAGUCAUGGCUGCUUACCUUAUUCCGGUCGUUAGCCAAAUGUGCUGGCUUUCCCCUGGAUCCAGAUAGCCCUGUUCAGUCAGGUAACACCAACGUCCAAUGCCUCAUAACUCUGUUUGAUAUGGCUAUGGAACACCAGUUUCAGAUUGAUUCAGAUGUGCUUAGAAUCAUUAUAGAGAAGUACUCCGGGUUGGCGCAGGUGUAUGAGGCAGUGAAUUGGAAUCUCGUCAUCGCAGUCAUUCGUAUGGAUGCGUCCAUCUUUCUCGUUCAGGGUGCCAAUGUCGUUAAGAACUCAGAGAGCACUCGCACCAUAGGGGAUGCGCUCUUUAACUCAUUAUCAAUCGCAACCAAGGAUCCAGAUCCGGAAGAAUUUAGUCUUGAACAAAGCCUCAAACGCGACGUUUUGGUCCCGAUUGUGAAUGUCCAUGCCUCGACAAAGAACCUCGAACGGCUCAUUCAGCGCUGGCAUGCCGAGAUCGUGAGAUCCCUGACAGACGCAAACGAUACUAAAGAAUUGUCCAAGUCUUUGUGGGAAUCGUCCGUCUUAAGGGAAUCGCUUUUAACUCUACUCGAACAAUCAUUGUCUUCAAAACAGCUCACACGACUGCUAAGUAUAUAUAUGGAUAGUCUAGGAAAAGAAGCGGAGAAUUACCAUACGACAAGCUCCUCUGCUAAACGGACUGAAAUUGUUCUUGCUAUCAACGCAGAUGUCGUCAUCUUGGAUGCAAUUACUGAGGGACUCAUUGGCGAUCAGAUCAUUGACGAGCUUCUUCCGGUCAUCUUGCAAAUUUACGAUCUAUGCGUGGCCGUAUUCGAAGAGCACAAAAUGCGCGAUAUGCGUCAUAUGGACAAGUCAUGGAGACUUUUGUCUAAGAUGGAGACCAUGGUCAGAAGACAAAAGCCGCAAAGUCCUAGCACAGCUGUCCAAGAGCCUGUCAUGGAGCUAUCUAGAGCCGCUGUGACGAUGAUGAAAUUGAACGUUGCACCGAAUGACCGCAGAGCACUUGACACCAGAAACGAAGCGUUGGAGUACACUCUCAAUGUUUUGACUGCUGUUGAUCCCGGUUCUGAAACUCAUAACUACUUGCUAUCGAGUAUCGAGACAGUCUUCGCGACACUGAUUCCUACUCGACAAUGGACGAUUACGGACAGUUCUCUAAGCCCCUCGAGACUACCUUCUGACGAAGUUGUAUGUCGCUCGAUCAGCGCAUUAUUGAGCCACCCUAGUGUGCUAGAAAUGUUUUCGAGAGAUGUCCGCGGCCGUAUUUUCAAGGAGACCAUGAUUCGUGCAUACGAAGAACGAAUAGAGAAUCCCGGAGAGAGUUCCGAUGGUUGCAUAUCAAAUUUGGCCGCACGGUACCGCCUCUUGUUAGAGUCAUUUCGCGACCUCGGGCUUUCUACAGGUUAUAGAAAUACACUUGCGGGGAUUUGCACAGUCUCCAAGUCUGCCAUCGACGCUGCCUGUAAGAUAUUUCAAGAGAAGAUUGAUCGUAACACAAUGACUGCGGCCAACAGGAUCGCCAGCAUUCAAUGCGACCUCUUUCUACCAGUCGAUCCAAGUGCCAUACCAAGAGAGACUCGUGAGCAUUUGCUAGACGCAAUGACAUCUUGGAUGUGUAACAAGGCGUCUCUUGCUCACACUACCAUUUCUAAAGCACUCGCCUUGCUAGUACACCUGAUGGUAGUGCCCAAUGCAACCUCAAAGGUCUGCCUCGACGCAGAGUAUUUAUUUCAACUAUCGCAUACCAUUUCCCUAGAUAUAAACGCUUCUGAACAGGUAUCUAUGUAUCGCAUGUUUAUUCAUAUGUGCAUAUACCACGUUGCCAAUACGAUUGAACAACAACGUAGCAAGCGGAUGAUCGAGAGCCUUCGCGAACUGACCUAUCGUGGUCUUAGCCAAUCUGAACACAAGAAAUUGAGCCCCGGAUGUCUCAUUCUAUACAGUUCAGUUGCUUCAUUGUGGAGCGUUCAUGGGUCUGGACCAAACCGAGAGGAGGCAGAGCUUCUUAUCGGUCUCCUAUUAUCGGCCACUCGAGCGGCUACUUCGAAAUCGGAAAGUGGUCUGCCACUUCAUAUCUGUACGAUCCAGGAUAUUCUCGCUGCUCUCACGUCCACGAGGGAAAUAUCGGACACAAGUCAAGGUAAAAUACAAGGGAUCUAUGCCAAACUUGACAAGAGCAGAAGAAAGGUAUGUCUCUCGAGCCGCGCGUUCCAGCAAUGUGCCGAGCUUGUAGGGCCAAAUUCUGCAAGUACGGAGUCAGCCAUAUAUGACUGUUGCGCUCUAUUGACUUCUGGAGCAGCAAGUGCCCAAACCCAAAUGGAAGCACUUGACGUAGUCCAAAAGACCUUAAGUCAAUCCGACGUGAAUUUCAAGGCAACCCUAGCAACGUCGCUCUCAACUGUCACCGUAGGCCAGUCAACAUUGACGACAGGCCAGCUCCGUAUCCUCGCGAUCCUUCUCAGUACCCUCGAAAAGUCCUCGACCACCAGUCAGACAUACACGGCUUUCAUCCAAUCGAUCGCGACCCUCUGCACCCUGCUUCCUCAAUCGAUCAAAACAGGCACUUUCGCGCUCACAGUGUCGUGUCUCCUGGUUCCCCUGCGAUCCAAAGUCUUCCUCAUGUCUCAAUCGGCCAUUGACGCCCUUCUCUCCGCUCUCCUCACAGCAUCCCACCCUUCGCACUCAUCCCUCAAAUCGAACACCGCAGGCCCUUUCUACACAGGCCUGUGUACACUCACCCACGCAACCAUUCUCCUACAUCGCACCCGUCUCGGUGGGCGCUACCACAUCCUCACUGCUAUUCUCCAAAACCUCAUAACUGCCCUACACACACCUCUCUCGCCAACUUCAUCUCAUGUGCAACACACAAACGAUCUGACCAGCAAACACGCCUCUGUAUACACCCGAAUCCUCACCACGCUCUGCUCACCAACCCAAUCUUCCGUUGUACGCCAACGCCGCAGUCGAGAUGCACUUGUUGACGAAACGAAAGUCGCGAAAACAUACGCAGGCGAGUAUGUGGGAGACGUGAUCAGUGCGUUUUGUGCUGCACAGCUGGAUGGUACGCUAGAGAGAGGCAUGAGAGAGGCGUUGGAGUCGGGUCUGUGGGCGGCCAUGGAUGUUAUUGGUGAGGAGGGCUUGAAAACCCUCAGCUCGAGUCUCAACACUAACACCAGAGCUGUGCUGCGCGGGUUGGUGGCGAAUUGGAAAAAGUUUGGGAGGAGUGAGAACAGAUAAGAACUUCCAUGAGACUAAGAUGAGAUUCGGUCGACAGCGAGUCGCCGGUCAUGUUUAUAUAGUCGCACUAGUGAGAUUCAUGAGAUAGUUAUUUCACCGUGCGAAGACCACU
Messenger RNA from Pseudovirgaria hyperparasitica, 4549 nucleotides. RefSeq lists its product as uncharacterized. The record is from RefSeq and is a predicted model, not a curated record. NCBI's taxonomy places the organism in Eukaryota, Fungi, Ascomycota, Dothideomycetes, Acrospermales, Acrospermaceae. Gene Ontology annotation, cellular component: nucleolus. Gene Ontology annotation, biological process: ribosome biogenesis. The transcript is spliced from 2 exons. The coding region runs from base 25 to 4437 and encodes 1470 amino acids.